This is a messenger RNA of Brassica rapa (field mustard), 7862 nucleotides long. Its product is annotated as aspartic proteinase CDR1-like. Gene Ontology annotation, biological process: proteolysis. Lineage: Eukaryota; Viridiplantae; Streptophyta; Magnoliopsida; Brassicales; Brassicaceae. The record is from RefSeq and is a predicted model, not a curated record. Gene Ontology annotation, molecular function: aspartic-type endopeptidase activity. Gene Ontology annotation, cellular component: extracellular region.
UUUUUAUCAUAAUUGUUAUUGUCCUGAGUUAUCAACUUUUUUUAUCCCACGUUGACUGUGAUGGAAAUAAAAAAAAAGGGAUAACGAGGUUGAUCAAUCAGGAAAAUUAACAAUUAUGAUAAGUAAAACGCCCAACAUGUACGAAUAUGUGUAUGCAUGAAGGUCAUUAUCAUCGUGUAUCAAAACUAAAACUACUAAUUGGCUAUUUCUACAGGUUACCGGCAAUAUAGCAUACAAUGAAACCCUAACGCAAAAAGGUAAAACAUUGUAACAAAAUGUAAAUUAAUUCAACACAAAAGAAAAAGUAAUGUAAAUUUCCCACGUCACAAGACCGUAAUGGAAUAACAAAAUAGGAAGACGAAGUUGACAAAAUCAGGACUAUUAACAAUUACGACAAGACGUCCAACAUUUAUAAAUAUGUGCAUGUAUGAAGAACAUUAUCAUCGUGUCUCAAAACCAAAACUAUUAUUCGAUCAUGUCUCCUACAACCACAAUGAUUUUUCUUUCUCUUCAACUCAUUACAUCUUUUCUCUUUACCGCCAUUGCCUCAUCAUCACCUCCCGGUGGGUUCACCAUUGACGUAAUCCACCGUCGCUCUAAUUCAUCCUCUUCUCGUUUCUCUAAAACAGAUGAUGAUCAGCUCGGAUCACCCUACGCCAAUACUGUCUUUACCACCUCCGAGUAUCGAAUGAAGCUACAAAUCGGUACUCCUCCUAUCGACAUCGAGGCCCUCAUAGACACGGCAAGUGGCAUCGUAUGGACACAAUGUUUGCCUUGUCUUAGCUGCUACGACCAACAAGAUCCCAUAUUCGACCCUUCAAAAUCCUCAACCUACAAGGAGAAAAUAUGCGACCAGGACCCUAACAACCCUUGUCGUUACGAGGUUACCUACGCAGACCAAAGCUAUUCCAAGGGAGCGUACGCGACCGAGACGGUCACGUUCCAAUCGACUUCAGGACAACCCUUUGUGAUGGCUCAAACAAACAUCGGUUGUGGCCACAACAACUCGGUGACUUUAUCUCCUGCCGCUUCGGGCAUUAUUGGUCUAGAUCGGGGAGCUUCGUCGCUCAUCUCGCAAAUGAGCCAAAACUUUUUUAGUUUUUUCUCUUACUGUUUCUCUCGUAAAGAAACUAGUAAGAUCAACUUCGGAAGUAACGCUGUUGUGUCGGGAGACGGAACUGUAUCAACCACUAUGUUUAGAAACACGGAGAAACCUAACUUCUACUACCUAAACCUAGACGCGAUAAGCGUUGGAGAGAACCGGGUUGAGACAAUGGGGACACCCUUGUACUCCUUAGAAGGGAACAUUAUCAUAGACUCUGGAACCACUUACACUUACUUGCCCGAUAGCUUCUGCAGCAAAGUGAAGGAUGCGUUGGAUAGCGUCGUGAAGGUGGAGCGAGCAGCUUUUUCGGGGGAUAUGUUGUGCUACAAUACUGCCGACAUAGAUAUAUUUCCGGUGAUCACAAUGCACUUCUCGGGUGGUGCGGAUCUUGUGUUGGAUAGAUACAACAUGUAUGAUAACACUGGAGAUAACUAUUGUUUGGCGAUUUCGUGUGUUGGUCCGACGGAAGAUGCAGUCUUUGGGAACAGAGCACAGAACAACUGGUUGAUUGGUUAUGAUACUUCUUCGGAGCUUGUUUCUUUUAAGUCCACUGAUUGUUCUGCGUUGUAUUAAGAGAAAAUAAACCAAAAGAGUUUCUCUGUUAUAGUAUUUAACUUCAGUAUGUAGUAGUCUUUUUAUUAAAACUAUACACAAUAUGCUUAUGGUUUAGGGAACGAACAACAUGCCAACGUCAUAUGUCCUAGAACUAAUAUACAGAGAGCUUCAUGUUUAAAUGUCUCCUCUCAAUCACUUUUUUUUUUGUCUUUUCAAAUGAUGACUAUUGUUUAAAAUUAUUUAAAUUCUCAUAUCAAUCUAAAUAUUAGAUGUAAGAGCAUGAUGCGCACAUCAGUGGCAGAAAAUAUGAGUCUCUAAACAUAAUUAAUAUACUAUUAAAAAAAGAGACAAUGUGUAGAAUAUCCCUAAUUAAGGUCUAAAUUUGCUGAAUGCCCAUAAUUAUGGAUAACUUAAAAAAGAGUAAUCUUUUGACACUGUGCGGACGAAAAUGCCCUUAUGCUUUGUCGAAAACAAGUAACUCUAGAUCUAUCAGCUAAAUAUUUACAUAGCAGGUAAUAAUCUAUAUACCAACUAACAUAUCCGCUAAUAAUUUCAGUAUCAUCUAACAAUCUAUGUAUCAAACAAAUGUAUCGACUAACAAAUCAUAUAUCAGUUAAUGAAACUAUUAACAAUUACUUAGUUAUCUAUUGAAUAGCUCCAAAUCUAUUUGUAACAGCUAACACUUCAUGUAUCGAUUAAGAAUCCAUUAAAAUCUAAAUAAUAGCAGGUACGUAAUAAAAUAUCUACUAACAUAUAUAUUAUCUAAAAGUUGAUUGUGAUUCGAAAUGGGAAACAUUGGAAUUGGGGUGAAAUAAUAAGAUUAGCAUUAUGAGUGUUAAAAGAAUCAGAAUAAAAAAAUAAAGAUUUGUGUUGAAUUAAAAGAUGAUUUGAAGAAUUUGUACGAGAGAUAAAGAGAUUAGAACACAUAAAAGGGAGAAGAAAGAGAGAUAGAGAUAAGGGUAUUAUAGUCAUUAAAAAUAUUAAAAAGAAAUAAAGUUAUAUGGUAAUUACAUGGGUUUCUGGUUGCAUCUACGCCAAUUACUCUUAAAAAAAAUUAAAAAGGAUGAGAAAGAUGUAGAAAAAAAGCAAGGACGCUUCUUUUUUCAUAAAAUUGUAGAAAAAAGCAAGGAGGCUUCUUUCUCAUACGAAGUUUUUCUGCCAUUUAGCAAUUUUUGAAUGGUAGAAUUUCUUUUUAACAUUUAAAUUUAAAUACUCACAAAUAAUCAUAUUUAAAUACUAAUAUAAUAAUUAUUAGAGACUUAGACUGAGAGACUAUACAUUAAUGAUGCUCUAAACUGAUGUAAAAAACAUUACAUAAAACAGUUAACUAUAUUUUUGAAACAUUCAUACGAAAUCAUCAUAACCCAGUUUUUUUCAAAAUUCAAACAACUUUCGUUUCUAAGAAUUAAAAAAAAAAGUCUUGUUCAUUGAAUUGAUUAUAUGCAACACUGAUUUUUACGAUGCAUUACUAAAAGUGUCAUGCCAAAUACAAAAUUAUCAUAACCAUAAUAAGUUUUCAAAACUUUGAGUACUGUUUUUUAUUUGAUUAAAAAAAGAGUAUUGUUUCUAUUUAUUAAAAAAAAUUCUCUUGUUCAUUGAAUUGAUUAUGUAAGCAACUUUGAUUUUGUAAGAUACAAUAAUGUGUCAUUACUCAUUAGUUUAAGAUCUAAUCUUAUAUAAUAAAUCAGAGUUUUCUCUCACCUCCUCUAGCCAUGUCAGCACGGAGAGAGGGGCUUUUGCCGAUACGUGUCGCUCAGCCAGUCCCCCGUGAUUCUUUUAUUUCGGCUGUUCUGUAUUAAUUUUAGUGUCUUAGAGUUGGGCUUUUAUUUAAUUGAAUAGUUUUGGCCCGUUUACAGACCCAAUUGGUAUUAAGUUUGUCGCCGUCUUCCUCUUUCUGAAGCGAUAUCGACGAUGUAAUUCACCAACUUAAACCAUCGAUCCAAAAUCUGAAACGCCUCGCGAUCCAUAAAUCAUUUCUUUACUGAGUUUUCUUAAUUAACCCACUCCGUCUACAUGAAUCAAUCAAUAUACCUCUUCGUUUUCCACAGUAAAUGGUUUAAGCUUCAUGUCGCUCGCAGAUGUUUUGGGAGGCGAGAAACAUGGAAACUGAUGAGUGUUGACAUGUAGCUCAUCGAAACGUAAGCACAAUCAUCUCAUACUAACCUUCUAAACAAUUUCAUUUUUUUUCCAAUUUAUGAAUAUUUUGUUUUUUUUUGCUUCCCUCAGUCUGGAUGGUGCACGGAACUGUUUCUAUAUAUGCUUCGCCACUCCAGGUUCAGAAAACCUCUCACCGAAGGCUCUGUCUACAGUCUAAGAAUGUGACCCGGAGCAACCCCAAAUUCCGGUUAUCUGAAGGGCCCGUGUCAAUACGUUUCAAUGAUAAAACGGCUUUUGAUAAGGGAUCAAAUAAUCAGGGAUAGACCCUACAAUGGUAUCGCAAAACUGAAAAACAAGUGCAGCUCUUCCUCCGAGGUAAGAGCCUUCCAUUUGUUUCUGUUAUUCUCCGAGUGACAUUUUCUACUACUAGCCUCAUGUUCUCAGUUCAGGUAUACAUGAGUAACAUUCUCUGUUAAUUUCUUUUGAUAUAGUGCAACUCAGAGCCAUGGGUCAAGUCUUAUCUAAGGCUAUGAUGCAGUUAUAUUACUCCGAGUUGGUUACUUGAAAGCUGAAACAAUGCUUCAAACUGCCGAUGAACAAGUCAUGACCUUAAAGAAGCAUAGUGCUUUUCUGGCUCAGUUAGCAGCAAAAACAAAUCAAUAUGCAGAGUCAGUUAGCAGAAACAAUCAUAUCUAACACUUGAUUCGUGCUCAGGUCUGUAAGUUUGCUUUGUUUACUGAAUUUUAUUUUUUCUGAGGAUCCUUCUAACCAUGUGUUUCACCUUGUGACAGAUAACUCAAUUUUGGAACAAUUAACAUGUGGUUCCUCCUUAACCCACCUGGAAAGGCAACCAUUCAUGUGGCAAACGUGUAUUCUUUAAUGCAACAUAUGAGACUCAAUUCAACUUCGUCAAUGAGACCUGUGCUGGUUAUUGGUUCCUCGACAAGUAAGAUGCUCAAAUAAUAGUCUGUUACUUACACUUUCAUCAUAGACGCCUACUCAAACAUGACACAUUAUUCACCACAUGUUGUGUUAAUCUAAUGGUCAUUGCUUCUCAAGUUCUUCGAUGUAUGGAUGUGUUCAGAAAAUAUAAACAGUAACGGUGCCAGAGCUUGAUUCAUCACCACAGGUCAAUACCGUACUAGGUUCUUAUUUUUAAGCAUGACCCGAGUGUGGAGGACCCGUUGCGAUCUCCCUUAAUGUCUCCCGCAUCUCUGCUGUCAGUAGAGCCUACACUUUUCAGUUGCAGCCGUCCAAAUUCAAAUUCUCUUCCAACUAUCAGACAUUCACUAUCUCCGCUCUUCGAUCGCAACUGAUAUAGACACAGUAGUAGCUAUCUAACAUUGGGAUACACGUAAGUCCAUCGUUAUCAGAAUGCCUUUUCAUCUAUAAUCAUCUGAAAAGUGACAUUAAAUGGUGUGUUGAUAGGGAGACAAUCACAACCCUGACGAUGAUAUACCGGGAGCCACAUAUGUUUUCUGCAAGAGUUCUGAGGGAAUGAAGCUCAUUGGUAGCUACUGGCCUUGCUCACAUCAGCUCGCAAGUCAAAAUGACAAAAACUUCUCAAGUUUCAGAGAUUACGACCCUAUUUACUCGCAAGUCUUGAUAUACCUGCUAUGUUUUCAAAUAAUGCGCACAAUAAAUUCGUACUUUGCACUUAUUCAAGACUUUUGCUUUGCUUAUUCGCUACUUUUGGUCAGCUUACUAACAGAAAACAACAGUGUCCUACAAACUUAAUGAAAGGGUGAUGUUUUCUCCAUCCAAGUCACCUAAGUAUGGUCAGAGAAGAGAAAAAACACAAUAGUAGCUAUCUAACAUCCAACCACAGAUUUACAUUGGAAGUCCAUGCAAAUGCACGCACACGAUGGUUUCGUUCUUAACAUAUUUCCAUCCUAAAACUUAACAAUGUUACUAAUAACUAAAAUAAAUAUAUAUAUAUAUAUAUAUAUAUAUAGAGAGAGAGAGAGAGAGAGAGAGACUGCACCAAAGAGUCAAAAAAAAUUCCUAUAGAUAAAAGCAAAAGACUUUUAGACAAGUACAUGCAUGCAACUCAGAGAAAAACAUAUUUUCCUUUCCUCUAAAGUCAUUUUGAGAGUUCAUUGAAUGAACAAUUAAUUUCCAUUGUUUAGUUUUUCGUAAAAAUAUAAAUCAACAGUAACCAUUUUUUAGUAUCGGUAGUGAAAUAUCUCUAAUAAUUAGGAAUCUAGGAAGCCAAAAUAUGAAAAGAUAUAUAAUAGUAAAACAUAACUCAUAAUGUGAAAGUGAACUUACCAUUAAUCAUCAAAUAAACACAAAUACAAAUAUAUCUGAAUUGAACAACACUAAAAAAAAUAGAAUGGGAAAUAACAUGUCAAUAUACUUAACAUAAAUGGAUAGUUCCAAAGUUCACAAAAUCUUGUUUACUCCCCAACCCUUCAAUUUCACAUUUGGCUCAUGAUUUCAUAUUUGAGACUUUAUUUUUAAUUGUCGGGCUACUAAUUUGACAUCUAUCCAUUCAAUGAAUUCGUCAAACGGCACAUUGCCUUACUCCUAACAUUGUUGAAGCCAUAAUGCUAAAUCUAAUUUACAUUGAUUUUGUAAAUCCAAAGGACCUCAAGUCGUCAUUCAGUUGAUGUUGCUGUUCUCCUUUACGUUCCACAAAACUAUAUUUCUACUAUGAAAAAAUAAAUAAACAAACAAACUGAUUAUCUUUAUAUAUAAAGGAGAGUUGUCUCUCUCCUUAGGCUAUCCAGCUCAGCAAAUAGGGAGCGGCGUUUUCCGCCACGUGGCAGUCCAAUAUUUAACUUGAAAAUCUAUUACACUGAACUUUUGUUACGCUGGCCCGAAAUUUAAAACCUUACAGUCCAUUGGGCCGUCCUUUGCAAUUUAUUGACCUAAAAGAAGCCGCUGCGACCGUUGGUUUAUACAACACCGACGGCCUUAGGCUAUCAUUCAAUCGCCCAAUAAUGAUCGCAUUUACGUCAUCUCCCCACUUCCUCCACUCCCUCACAUUCAAUGGAUAAAUGUCAACUGUAGGACACGACUGUGAUUUGUUUGUAUUAGCAACCUGAGAACAUAACUGUGGGAAUGAAAUAAGUAAAAAGAAAUCUUGAAACAUAUGUUUAACAAUAAUUGUUACAUAUCACACCAAUAUAAAUAUAAAUUUAUACCAUUAUAUUUUACAAAACUAAACAAAGAAUAACAGAGAAUAAAACAUACGAACCCGGCGCUACGCGCCGGAAUACCACUAGUAAUAAAAUAAAAAGAAAUUUAAUCAUAUAAAAAAUAAUGCAAGUGCGUUAUAGUAUUUUCAAGUACAAGAAGCUCAAUUUGACGGCGUCACCAUAUCGGCUCCUCUUUAACGCAGGACAAAGACACCGUUACUUGAUUGAGAAACUGAAACGGUACGAUGUCGCUAAAGCGGAGGGACCUGAGGUUAGACCCCAUGAGAUCACCGGAGAAGAGCGUUUCUACCUGAAGAAGAUGGGUCAGAAAAGGUCUAACUACGUGCCGAUUGGGAGGAGAGGAGUGUUCGGUGGCGUGAUUCUAAACAUGCAUUUGCACUGGAAGAAGCAUGAGACGGUUAAGGUUAUCUGCAAUAACAGUAAGGCGGGACAAGUGCAACAGUACGCGGAGGAGCUUGCUGAACUGAGUGGUGGUGUGCCUGUUAACAUAGUCGGCGAUGAUACGAGCAUAUUUUAUAGAGGGAAAGGUUACGUUCAGCCAAAUGUUAUGUCUCCUAUCGAUACAUUGUCGAAGAAAAGGGCAUAUGAAAAAUCAAAGUACGAACAAUCUCUUGAGUCGGUGAAACACUUCAUAGCAGUUGCAGAGAAGGAAAUUGAACUAUACUACAGGCAUGUUGCUCUUUAGGAUGACCCGAUUAACAGGAAUCCGCUGUCUAUCUUGGAUGAUUCUCCAUCGGAAUCAGGUGGUGAAUCAUGUGAUCACCACCGAAAUAAGCUUGAUAUAAGUUGUUCAGACACUGAAGAUGAAGAGCUCUGUCAGUUAGACACUGGUUCUUAUGAAGAUUUUUAUGAAACUGGAAGGUAGUUUGGACUUCUUGAAACAUUGGUUUAUAGGUCUUGUCAUAAAUAAAAUGAAAUUUCUCGUUGAGAAAGUUGCUUAA